This is a messenger RNA of Rhizoctonia solani, 627 nucleotides long. RefSeq names its product Zinc finger, C2HC5-type protein. The record is from RefSeq and is a predicted model, not a curated record. Gene Ontology annotation, cellular component: nucleus. NCBI's taxonomy places the organism in Eukaryota, Fungi, Basidiomycota, Agaricomycetes, Cantharellales, Ceratobasidiaceae. Gene Ontology annotation, molecular function: zinc ion binding. The transcript has 2 exons. Gene Ontology annotation, biological process: regulation of DNA-templated transcription. The coding region runs from base 1 to 627 and encodes 208 amino acids.
AUGAGCAAGAAUAAGACGACGUCAACAGCCUGGGCAAGCAAGAAACAGGGUGGGGGCUCAUUAACAUCUGACCUCCUCACACCUCGGAGACCGUCUCCGGCGCCAACACAGAGCCAGUCGAAGCGUUCAAAGGGCCCAUCAUCGCCUGCAGGGCUACCAAAGAGCGCUGAACUCGCCCACGAACUCUCACAUUAUGUCCCCAUUUGCAUCCACUGCGGCAUCGUAUUAUGCUCGCUACAUAACCCUGCCCUCCCUUGCCCCUCGUGCUCGAGUCCACUUUUGCCUCCUGCGACCAGAAACGCGCUCCUCCUCCAGCUCCAAGAAGAGCUCGCCCUGCAGAUUCGUAAAGAAGACGAGAAAAUAGCCGAGGAAAUGAGGAUAGCAAAGGAAAUAGAACUUCAUAACAGUGGUGGCGGCAAUUUCCCUACUCUCACAGGAAAACCCGACUCUAAGCCCGCGCAAAACCUUCCUAGGAAAGUCAUUAGCAUUGGUUCAGGGAAAAAGGCCACCGUUUCAACAUUUAUAUCCGUCCCUCUCCAUCCGUAUCGACUCCAAAUAGUGGAAGAACUUCACCAGUUGAAGAGCGAAUACCGCCGCCACCACAAACGGCUAUAUGCAUCGAGCUAG